Molecule: messenger RNA, 1957 nt
Organism: Cucumis melo (muskmelon)
Lineage: Eukaryota; Viridiplantae; Streptophyta; Magnoliopsida; Cucurbitales; Cucurbitaceae
Product: transcription factor MYB44-like
Exons: 1
Coding region: 590-1495 (301 amino acids)
Biological process (GO): regulation of DNA-templated transcription
Cellular component (GO): nucleus
Molecular function (GO): DNA-binding transcription factor activity, RNA polymerase II-specific; RNA polymerase II cis-regulatory region sequence-specific DNA binding
Source: RefSeq, a predicted model, not a curated record
CCACCAACACAUUUUAACACAACAUAUAUAAUCAUUCUUGAAACACAUAUUAUCAUAACUUUAUAACACUAACUCUCUAUAAACCAAUCCAUUCUCGGAAACAACUCGUAAAUGUUUGUUUUAAAAGUUAACGGAAGAAAUAGAAACUAAAAAAAAUAAAAAUAUGAAAAGUGUAUUUUGCGCUGUCUAUUUAUUACGGGUGUUUUGUUGGUAGAUGAGGGGGUAAUUGUGGAGGGUAGAGUUAGAAGACGCGCGAAAAUGAGGGCGCGUGGGUAAUUUAAAAGGAAAAAAGGAAAGGACAGAGAAGGAAUAGAUUUUGAAAUGGAGAGCGUGGACUUGUGUAAAUCAAGAGCAGUUUAAAGAUGUGAUGCGUGUCUACUCUCCAGCUGUAUCCCAACUCCCCCCCCAUCUUAACUACUUUACAGGAACUCCCGGUAACCAAUCCCAUAACCCCCUCUCUCACCAACGUCUAACCUUCCACCUCCUCUUCCGGUAACCCUUCCCCUUCCUUUUAUAUAUCCCCCUAAUCCCCAGGCCGCCAUUAAAAUCCCUCUUCUAAACCUUUUUUUUUCUUUUUUCUUUUGCUUCCAUGGCCAAACAAAUCGAUCGAAUCAAAGGCCCUUGGAGUCCUGAAGAGGACGACGCCCUUCAAAGAUUGGUCCAUAAAUACGGCCCUCGUAACUGGUCCUUGAUUAGCAAAUCCAUUCCUGGCCGCUCCGGCAAAUCCUGUCGUCUCCGAUGGUGCAACCAGCUUUCCCCGCAGGUCGAACACCGAGCCUUCACCCCCGAGGAAGACGAGACUAUCAUUAACGCUCAAGCUCUCUACGGAAACAAAUGGGCUACCAUCGCCAGGCUCCUAUCCGGUCGGACGGAUAACGCUAUCAAGAACCACUGGAACUCCACCUUGAAACGGAAGUGCUCGUCCAUGGCUGACGAGAGCGGGGGUUGUGAUGCCACUUCGCCACCGUUGAAGAGGUCGCUUUCUGCAGGUCUUUAUAUGCCUCCAAAUAGUCCUUCUGCAUCCGAUGUGAGCGACUCUGGCUUCUUCCCUGCUGUGUCGUCCUCGCAUGUGUACCGGCCAGUGGCGAGAACCGGCGCCGUUUUGCCUCCCGGGGAAACGGUGUCGUCUUCGAAUGACCCACCAACAUCGUUGUCGUUGUCGCUUCCGGGUGCGGACUCAUCGGAGGUUAAUUUUGUGGCGAAUUCUGCACAGGGAAUGGGUGGAGUUUCUGAGAGACGAAGUACGGGGUUGGCGUGUUCGGCAGCGAUGAAUGGAGAAGAACGAAUUUCAGGGGAGAAGGAGGAGAGUAAUAGUAAUGGAUUUGGGAUAUUUGGCUCGGAUUUAAUGACGGUGAUGCAAGAGAUGAUAAGGAAGGAGGUGAGAAACUACAUGGCUGGAUUAAUGGAACAGAACGUUGGUGGGGGUGGCGGAGUUUGUUAUCAGCAAGCUGCCGCCGGUGGGUUUAGAAACGUCGUGAUUCAGAGGAUUGACUGAGGAAGUCACUGUAAGUAAAAAAAAGGGGGGGGAAAGAAGUUUCCAGAAAAGGAGGAAAGAAGAAGAAGAAGAUGGAGGAGUUAAUAAUGGGAAAUAAUUAAUGUUUUUGUUUCGUUAUUUUGGUUAAUUUUUGUUUAUGUUUAUGUUGAUGUAGUAGUUUGUGAAUCCAAGGAGAUGGGGAGAUUUGGGGAUUUUGAUGAAGGAUGAUGAAGUAAAGAAGAACAAGGCGUUGGGUUUAUAUGGAGGAAGAUGAAGAUGGUGAUGAUAAACUUUGAAUCUUCCAUUGAUGAGAGUUUCAAAAACCAUUUGGAACUGAAGCUUUUGAAUCUGUUUCUCCUUUUUCCCUUUUAAAUUAAAUAUAAAUAUAUACCUAAAUUUUGACAUGAAAAAACAAAAAAAAAAAAAAUUGAAGCAAGAAUCAAAUAGAGUUGAAUUUGAAUCCAAAACCUUUUUAUGAUUGAA